AUGAGUCAAACUCCACCCGAUGAAUCACACUAUCAUCAAUAUACUAUACCGAAAGAUAUAGAAAUGCAGAUCAACGAAAUUACAAACUUGCAAGCUUUGCUAAAUCAAAAGAUACUGAAUCUCCAGGAACAAUUACAAAAUUUCAAUCAAUUACAAAACCAACCUCAGGUACUGCCUAGUUAUAUUCAGCAUGCUCAACAAUCAGUACCUUCCAAUCCACUGCAGCAACAACUUCAGCAACUUCCUCAACCACAACAAUUGCCAUCACCUCCCCAUCAUCAAUACCAAGAAAAGAUAAAGCUACCUCCAAUAACAGAGUUGCCGCUUUAUAAAGAACACCCAAUUACUCCUCCUCAAUUAUAUAAACAACCACAACUGCUACCACUCCUUCAGCAACCACCAAAGAAAAAGAGAAAACAAACAACUAUAAAUUUCAUGAUAUCCACGCCUUCAAAUCCACCCGUGAAGAAAUAUAACAAGUAG
Messenger RNA from Candida tropicalis MYA-3404, 483 nucleotides. RefSeq lists its product as uncharacterized. The record is from RefSeq and is a predicted model, not a curated record. Bases 1 to 483 code for a protein of 160 amino acids. The transcript has a single exon. NCBI's taxonomy places the organism in Eukaryota, Fungi, Ascomycota, Pichiomycetes, Serinales, Debaryomycetaceae.